CACGCGAGCUCGUGACUUCCGGGAUUUCAUCAUCAUGUGUCCGUCACAUGAUCCACAAGAUGGCCGGACAGAAAGUCGCGUUGCUGUUCCUCUCCGUGUUCCUGGUCGCCAGCGAGGCGCUGAACCUCAACGAUCAGCCCUGUCUGGUGCGGUCCAACAACAGGCAUCUUCUGGGUGUCAAGAACUAUCCCCGACCAUGGGAAUACCUGAAGGUGUCGGACAUGCCCAAACAGUGGGACUGGAGGAACAUGAACGGGACUAACUACGUCAGCACCACCCGUAACCAGCACAUUCCUCAGUACUGUGGGUCCUGCUGGGCCAUGGGGUCCACUAGUGCCAUGGCAGAUCGCAUCAACAUCCAGCGUAAGGGUGCCUGGCCAUCGGCGUACCUGUCCGUACAGAACGUGCUGGACUGUGGGAAUGCUGGGACAUGUCACGGAGGCGAUGACCUUCCCGUGUGGGAGUAUGCCCACAGGAACGGGAUCCCUGACGAAACAUGCAAUAACUACCAGGCUAAGGACCAGGAGUGUAACAAGUUUGACGCAUGCGGGACCUGCACCACUUUUGGAGAGUGUGCCUCCAUCCAGAACUACACCGUGUGGAAGGUGGGCGACUACGGGUCGGUGAAGGGCAGGGAGAAGAUCAUGGCAGAGGUGUACAAGAAUGGACCAAUCAGUUGUGGCAUUAUGGUGACAGAUGGUUUCGAGAAAUACACAGGCGGAGUGUUUUCUGAGCACCAUAUCUUCUCUGCGGAGAACCAUGUUCUGUCCAUUGCCGGCUGGGGUGUAGAUGAUGAUGGAACCGAGUACUGGAUCGGCAGGAACUCCUGGGGAACUCCAUGGGGUGAGAGCGGCUGGUUCAAGAUCGUCACCAGUCUGUACAAGAAUGGAGAAGGUGACAAGUACAACCUGGGCAUUGAGGAAAACUGUGCCUAUGGCGACAUCGUAGGAAUGACUACUGUAUCUUAGAUAGAAUAUUCCUCUAAGACAAGACAUGUCUUGCAAAUUUAGGACCACUUCAAGCAAUGUUGUCACAUAUUAUUGAAUGAUCCAUUUUUAGUACCAAUUAGUAAUACUUAUUGAUGAAACUCAACAUUCAAAGCAACCACUCUUAACUGAGAUAUUUACUGUGUGAUACAGGUGAAUAUAAUGGUGAUAUGUCUUGCACAUUUAGGACCAAUACAAGCAGUUUUAUCACAUAUUAUUGAAUGAUAUUUUAGGACCAUUUUUAACGUUUUGUUGAAAUUUAAUCUUAAAACAACAGCUUCACUCGUUAGUCUGAAGAUUCGUACUGUGUGAUAUAGGUGAAUAUAAUGGUGGCAAGAUCUUAUGACUUGUUGAAGAAAAGCGAAUGCUGCUCGAAUUUUAUUAUGACCCGUGUAUCAGAUUUUGUGAUAAGACAAGAAAUUGGUAGAUUGCUGUGCAAUUGUACCACUGUUAAUUGAAGUCUACCAUGAAUAUAUGUUGAAUGAAAUGUUUGAAUGCAGGCUACCAUGGUUUUAGAACAUUUUAAAAAUUCCAGUUAGUGAACUUUACACCAAUAUAGGAAAUUGAAAAACACAUAAUGACACAACAGUAAUAAAACCAGCAAUCCAUAUUACUUGAUGAUUUUAGAUUCGUUGACAAAUACUAUCAUCUGUUGAUUAUGAUCUUGAUUACAUUGAAGAAUGCAAACCUCA
This is a messenger RNA of Branchiostoma floridae (Florida lancelet), 1678 nucleotides long. RefSeq names its product cathepsin Z-like. Gene Ontology annotation, cellular component: lysosome. Gene Ontology annotation, molecular function: cysteine-type endopeptidase activity. The coding region runs from base 48 to 968 and encodes 306 amino acids. The transcript is spliced from 7 exons. Lineage: Eukaryota; Metazoa; Chordata; Leptocardii; Amphioxiformes; Branchiostomatidae. The record is from RefSeq and is a predicted model, not a curated record.